Molecule: messenger RNA, 3669 nt
Organism: Akanthomyces muscarius
Lineage: Eukaryota; Fungi; Ascomycota; Sordariomycetes; Hypocreales; Cordycipitaceae
Exons: 2
Coding region: 1-3669 (1222 amino acids)
Cellular component (GO): intracellular membrane-bounded organelle
Molecular function (GO): phosphatidylinositol binding
Source: RefSeq, a predicted model, not a curated record
AUGGCCUUGAAGCGCAGAGACGCGAUUCUGGCCGGCGCCGUCGCCUUCAUUGCCUGGGGCUAUGUCGUGAGCUGGUUCAGCGCCCUUCGCUGGGCAGGCUACGCCUUUGGCAGUGGUCUCCUUGUCGGGCUCGUGGCACUUUUGAGCGCCUUGUUGCUAUUUGCACGCAGUCCAUCUGACCGUCGACCGCGACCGAGAGCAGCCUUCUUUCUAGGCCCGCAGCGUUGGCGCGACGAGGUGGCAGCGCUGCGCAAACGCCAGACAUACGAGCGUCCCUCGCUGGGUCUUCCUUCGCAGCGCGUCGCCAUGGCAAUCGACAACUUGCUGAACCUAAUCCUUCGCGACUUUGUGAAAGUCUGGUACAACAAUAUUAGCCUGAACCCCGAGUUUCCAGACGAGGUCGACCGCGCCAUUCGCUUGGCUAUCAUAAGCUUGCUCGAUUGCCUUCACGACAAGGACCUGGUCGAGCUCGUGAUCAGCAGGGUUGUCCCUAUCCUAACAUCACAUUUUCGAGAUUUUUACGAGGCGGAGCGAUCUAUUCGAGGGAAAAAGUUAAACAAAUCAGUCACCGAGUCGGAAGAGCUGGAUCUUGCUAUUGCUGCCAAGUAUAACAGCGGAAAACUUCAUCCUGCGGCUUCCCUUUCUUUCCCUGACACAAAGAUGGUUCAGCAAGACUAUCUCAGAGGUUUGAUAGCCCGUGUUCUGCCCAAAGUUAUGCCUCCACAUAUGCUGUCGAGCAGGGCCGUCUCCAUUAUUGUCAAAGAAAUAGUCAGCUGCGCCGUUCUCUCGCCCGUUAUGCAACUUCUCUCAGAGCCAGACACUUGGAACCAGAUUAUGGAAAACAUGGGCCGCUCGAUGCUGCAGGAUAGAUCAACAGUUCGCAAGUUGAGGGCUGCUCUCGACCAACAUGCUUCGCCUGCGCCACGGACCAUUAAAGUCUCUGCAGCUCCUCGCAUAGCCCCAGGCGACAGCGAGCGCAAAUUUGAAAAGUUCAUUCGCGCAAUUCGGAAAGUAAAUAACCUGUCAGAUGCACGGCGGUUCAGAAACGAGGUUGCUAGUCAACUCAAGCGAGACUCGCUGGAGGAAAAUCUGGAUCAGGUAUACCUGCGCCGACUAGAGAUGGGCAAGAGGCAACUGGAUCAGCGAGUGGCUCAUUUGGCAGCUGGGGGGGACAGGACUGGCCACACAUCUGCUCCUCAAGCCCCCAAAAUGGUCAAGGCAGCUUCCACAUCUCGACUUGAGAACGCUGGACUGGUAGAGCUUUUGCGUGACUCCUCUGGCCUCUCCUACUUCAUGGAAUUUAUGGACCGACAAAAGAUGAUGACUCUUGUGCAGUUCUGGCUGGUGGUGGACGGCAUUCGAAACCCCCUGGAAGACGACGGGCCUGAUGACGAAGCGUUGCCCUCCAACUUGCCCAUGUGGACGGACUCGGAUCGACUAGAUCUACGUCAAAUCCAGCAAGCAUACCUGUCAAAGCCAGAACUAAACGUUCCUGAAUCCUCGCAGGCCAACGCUAGAGAAUUCCUACAGGCAGGCAAGGCCGCCACCCCAGCACAAUACUUCAAGGCACGCAGAUCCAUAUUGCAAGUGCAGAGCAUGGCUUUGGAGACAAUGAAGAACCAGUAUUUCCAAGCUUUUAAAAAGUCGGAUCUGUUUUACAAGUGCUUGGCCUCGCAAGAAUCAACCACCAUUCCAGAGCCAGCACCCAUGGCCUUGUCAGCAUCCGAUAUGGGCACACCACGCCAGACGAAUGGACGCUCGCUUAGCAAAACACCCAAGUCAAAGUCACUGGCGCGUCUAAGUGCUAUUGCACGAAGAGCUGGUUCGACGUCAGAUCUCACGUCUAACGACGGGGAGAGCGACGCCAUGGACCCGCUGGCUGCCACCAGAAGAUCUUUGGACGAGGAUGCGGGCAAUCCUCUAUUUGAUGACGACGAAAUCGAGCAUGACCACAUGGGAGACUCCAUUCCCAACAUUGAACAAGAAGACGCUUAUGGCAAACCUGACACGCAGGCAGUUCAGGCUGUUGAAAAAGCUCUGAAUAAUAUCAUGGAGGACGACCGGCCCCAGACAGCCGCGGACCUGCGAGCCUCUCUUUUUACAAAUGAGGAUAAUUUUGGCAGAAGCCCUGGUGGCCUUUUCGGAGAUGAUGAGGACUCAACCCGAGGGUCUGUUGAUGGCGGUCGGCCUACUGCCGGGAAGGAGGACAAGCCGAGUCUGUCAUCCCUGGGCCUGGUGAGCGCAGCCUCACGAAUUGGCGUCUUUGUGGACGACGAUUUAUUUGCAUACGAGGACAAGCAUUUGUCAGAUGAAAGAGAAGAUAUGGAAGAUGACGACAAUAACGAAGACGAGGAUGAAGUUCACGCUGCUGCUCCAGGUGACCUCGGUCUUGCGGAGGCCAUCACAGUACUGAGCAACGACAUUGACCGCCUAGCCGCGCAAGAGGCUAUCAUCGAUUCCUUGACUAGAAAAGCAGAGUUAACUAACAACACUGCUGAGCUGCGCAUUCUGUUCAAGUCGAAAGCUAGCCUGCACAGGGAAAUCAGACGCAAAGAGCUCCAGCGUCAGCAGUACGUGGUGCAGGAGAGCGAUAACAGCCUCUACGGACGAUCCUCGGUCAAGAUCAAAUCUAUUCAAGUUGGGCGGGAAGAUGAUGGCAGGGAAUUCGCGCUGUAUGUUAUCGAAGUGCAGCGUGAUGCAGGCGAGCAGAUGCCUGCUGCCUCAUGGGUGGUCGCACGGCGAUACAGUGAGUUCCACGACCUCCACCAAAAACUGCGUUCCAGGUACCCGUCUGUCCGAACUCUUGACUUUCCUGGCAGGAGAGUGGUGAUGAAAUUCCAAAGCGAGUUUCUACGCAAAAGACGAGUUGCGCUGGAAAGGUAUCUGCAAGGGCUUCUGUUGUUGCCAGAUGUCUGCCGAAGUCGCGAUUUGCGCGCCUUUUUGUCCGAGAGCGCCAUCGCGCAUGGCGAGAAUUUGCUUGACAGAGAAGACAAAAAGGAUCUUGUGAGCCGAUUGUACGAUUCUGUCACCGAUGGCAUGGAGGACAUUCUAGGCAAUAUACCGGUGCUGGACCAAAUUUCAGUGGCUGGGCAAAAUCUAAUUGCGGCGGCAACGAACCAGCUCAACUCAGGCCCGCUGCAUACCAGUACAGAGGCUUUUCCGGCUGCGGAAGCAGAGGCGGAGCUGAACGCAUUCGAGAGCAAAGAGCUGGAACCGUUUAUCAAGCCAAUCUGCGAUAUUUUCCUGGAAGUGUUUGAGCUCAAUCGUGGUAACAAUUGGCUGCGGGGCAGGGCGGUGGUUGUGGUGCUUCAGCAGCUGCUGGGAGGUACCAUCGAACGCAAAGUACGUGACACGUUCAAGAUGCUGGUGACAGAGGAGCCGCUGCUACGUUAUAUUGGGCUGCUUCGGGACAACAUGUGGCCCAAGGGACAGCUGGUGCGAGACAAGCAGCCGCGAAGUGCGGCGGAGAAGAGGAAGACGCGGACCGAAGCGAGCCUGAUGUUGGCGACGCUGCUGCCCGACCUAGCAGGCAGCGUGGUUGGUCGAGUGAACGCACAGGCAGCAAGCCGUCGAUUAUUUGCUACUUUUAACAACUCGAGACUCAAUGCGCACUUGGCAUUUACAGUGCUGGAUGAGAUUAUUGCGAUACUAUUUGACGAUGAUGUCUGA